AAGACAAUCCAAAUUUUUCAUGAUCAUAUGACACACAUGACAUAUCUGUCACCUAGUAAAAGCCACCACAAACUUCAUCAUCUUUAUCUUUUUGUGAAUUUUACACAUUCAAAUCAUAAAAAAUUACUAUAAAUCCUUCCACGAGUUGCAUGAGCAAUGAACAUAUAUAUUAAAAUAAAAAUCAACAAGUUCCACUAAUACAUGAUAUAUUCCUCCAUUUGAUUCUUAUCUCAGCAGAUUAAAUCCUCCAAAAUAUACAUUAGUUUAUAAUGUUAAUUAUACAUCUAUAACAACAUAACUAUGUAUCUUAGUCAAAUAAUUACUCCAAAUUAUGUAAUUUUCUGAUGCAGGUGGGACAAAGUCACAAACACAAACAUGAAGGUGAUAGAACAGAGUAAAGUUUCACCACCACCCAAUUCAGUUCCAUCACCAACCAUCCUCCCCUUAACUUUCUUCGACUUUCCAUGGUUUUACUGUCACCCAAUAAAUCGCAUAUUCUUCUACCAUUUCCCUCAUCCAACUCAUCACUUUCUUCAAACAACACUUCCUAUUCUCAAACACUCUCUUUCCUUAACCCUUCAACACUUCUUCCCCUUCUCCUCCAACCUCAUCAUCCCUCAAAAUUCCCAAGAUGCCCCUUAUAUACGUUACCUCGAUACUGACACUCUUUCUUUCACCGUAGCUGAAUCCUCAGGAGACUUUAACCUCCUUAUAUCUGAUUCACAAGAUGCUCAAAAUUGGCACCCUCUGGUUCCAAAUUUGCCUCCAUCCAGUACUGAACAGAACAAUACACGAGUCAUUCCGAUAAUGGCCAUACAAGUCACAGUUAUGCCGAACUCCGGCUUUUCUAUAUGUCUCACUUUCAACCAUGUUGCAGCAGACGGAAAAUCACUUCACCAUUUCAUGAAGUUUUGGGCCUCUGUUUCAAAAAACAGAGCAAACAACAAUGAUAUAUCUCUUGAACAGUCUCUGUCUUUGCAUCUCGAUCUGCCUUCACACGAAAGAGAUAGAGUUAAAGAUCCGAAGGGUCUUAAACAAAUAUACUUAGAAGAACUACAAGAUUUUGAUUCGAAAAACAUGGAAUUCACGGGUCUUGUUAGAGAUUCUUAUGUUAAUAAGAUAAGAACAACUUUAGUAUUGAGCUUUGAACAAGUUCAGAAAUUGAAGAAAUGGGUUGCUGAAAAAUGUAAAGAUAGUCAUGGAACACAACAUGUGUCAACUUUUGUUGUAACAAGUUCCUUGAUUUGGUUCUGCAUGAUAAAAUCAGAGCAAAAUGAAGGUGAUUAUGUUGAUGAUCUAUGCUACUUUGUGUUUCUUGCAGAUUGUCGUGAUAGCCCUGAAUUUUCAUUACCAAAAACUUAUUUUGGAAAUUGUAUUUCAUCUUUAAUUGUGGCUGUAAAGAGAGAUGAGUUAGUUGGAAAAAAUGGGAUUGUUGCGGCGGCAAAGGGUAUUGAAAAGAAGAUAAGAGAUUUUAAGAGUAAUGCUUUGUUAGGAGCUGAAUCAUUGAUGUCUGAUUAUAGGGAUUUAUCGAAGCCGGGUACGUCUCUUGUAAUAGUUGCUGGAUCACCUAAACUUGCUGUUUAUGAGACUGAUUUUGGUUGGGGGAAGCCUAAGAAAUCUGAUGCAGUUCAUCUUGAUUCGUCCGGUUCGAUAUCUCUUUCAGAUUGUAGAGAUGGUGGUAAUGGAAUUGAGAUUGGUUUGGCUCUUGAGAGGUCUAGAAUGACUGAUUUCAUCAGCAUCUUUCAAGAACAACUUGAUAAUAUUUGUAGCAUGUGAAUGUGCAAAUCACUUUGCUUUUACUCUUUCUGUUACUAAUAUUUGGUUCAAUAAGUUUCAGCAAACAUUCCUUUUAUAUAGAGUAAUGAUGUUUUCAUUUCAGUUUACAUACUAUAAGUAGAGUGAUUGUUAAAUGUAGCGUAGAAGGCAUGUUAUGGGACUUUCAAGGGUAUACUCUUUAGUCUUUUUAUCUUUUUUCAA
Molecule: messenger RNA, 1977 nt
Organism: Trifolium pratense (red clover)
Lineage: Eukaryota; Viridiplantae; Streptophyta; Magnoliopsida; Fabales; Fabaceae
Product: coumaroyl-CoA:anthocyanidin 3-O-glucoside-6''-O-coumaroyltransferase 1-like
Exons: 1
Coding region: 376-1776 (466 amino acids)
Source: RefSeq, a predicted model, not a curated record